AUGGUUGAAGAAACUGAAAAAUCAUCGACCAAUCCCAGCAAAGGGGAAGCAGAAAAAUCUUCAUCAUCAACGUUGACAGUUAUGAAUGUUAACAACGGAGGAGGAGACGAAUCAGAGGCGGAAGAGGGGGAGAUCGUCGGUGGCGGGUCAGACAAUGAUGCGGCGGCUAAGGACAUAGCAGUGCCGCCGGUGGUAAAGCACCCAUUGGAGCACUCGUGGACGUUCUGGUUCGACAAUCCGUCGGCCAAACAUAAACAGGCGGCGUGGGGCAGUUCAAUGCGCCCGGUUUAUACCUUCUCCACAGUUGAAGACUUCUGGAGCGUAUACAAUAACAUUAACCAUCCAAGCAAGUUGGCAGUUGGAGCGGACUUCCACUGUUUCAAGGAUAAAAUUGAGCCAAAAUGGGAAGAUCCUGUUUGUGCCAAUGGGGGAAAGUGGACUAUGGCUUUUGAUAGGGGUGAAUCUGAUACAUGUUGGCUCUACACGCUGCUGGCAAUGAUUGGAGAACAAUUUGAUUAUGGAGAUGAAAUCUGUGGAGCAGUUGUCAAUGUCAGAGGGAAGCAGGAAAAAAUUGCUUUAUGGACCAAGAAUGCUGCCAAUGAAGCUGCUCAGCUGAGCAUUGGAAGACAAUGGAAGGAGUUUCUAGAUUAUAAAGUCACAAUUGGGUUCAUAUUUCAUGACGAUGCAAAGAAGCUCGACAGAAAUGCCAAACAUCGCUACUCAGUGUAG
Messenger RNA from Fraxinus pennsylvanica, 729 nucleotides. Lineage: Eukaryota; Viridiplantae; Streptophyta; Magnoliopsida; Lamiales; Oleaceae. The record is from the annotation of a GenBank genome assembly.